This is a messenger RNA of Lycium ferocissimum, 1230 nucleotides long. Its product is annotated as F-box protein At5g62510-like. The coding region runs from base 98 to 1132 and encodes 344 amino acids. The transcript has a single exon. The record is from RefSeq and is a predicted model, not a curated record. Lineage: Eukaryota; Viridiplantae; Streptophyta; Magnoliopsida; Solanales; Solanaceae.
UAACCCUACAAUUCCCUUUGACGUAGCGACAAAAAACCCUAGGAUUCCCCUUGACGUAACAACAGAAAUAUUCUCGUGGCUUCCUGUUAGGUCCUUAAUGCGUUUCAGGAGCGUUUCUAGAUUCUGUAAUUCACUUACUUCGGAAUCAAAUUUCAUGGAUCUCCAUCGAAGUCGCUCCAAGAUUCGCCCCGGUGGCACGAAAUUCCUAGUGCCCAAAAGAGAAGGUUGUUACGUUAUAGAACAAAAGGAAGAUGGGAAAGCCUCUACAUGGAACUUUGAUUUUCUCUACGACCACUUAAUGUGCGCUAACGGUUUGUUUUGCUUGUGGAGGAUAUUUCAACAGCCUGUUGUGAUUUGCAAUCCUAGUACAAGAGAAGUAAGAGUUCUUCCCCUCCUGAAAGUAGAAUUUUAUUCUUCUAAUUCCGUCCAACCAUAUUUCUAUGCUCUAGGUUAUGAACCCGAAGAAAAGAAUUAUAAAGUUUUGCUGACCGUGAAUGAUAAAAACGGGUCCACAAAACACUGGGUUUUCACUUUAGGUACAGAUGAGUCAUGGAGAGAGAUUAAAGUUACCAAACGUUUUGUUCCAUAUCACGAGGGAGCUUGUAUUAGUGGAGUCUAUCUAUAUAUGGUGGAUCUCUUUACUAAAAUCAUACUUGCAUUCGAUGUUAAAGUUGAAAAAUUAAGAAUUAUCAAUUUGCCGAAUGCUUUAAAUAACAUGAUGAAUUAUUAUCCGUUGUUAGAAGUGAAGGGAAAAUUAGCAGUCUUAGACAGUUACCGUGAUGGUACGAAUUUGUGGAUUUUAGGAAAUGCUGAAAACGAAGAAUGGGAGAGUCAUAUCAUUCACUCUCCUUUACAACCACCUUUUCAUUUAAAAACAAGAAUAUGCAGUUCUUGUGAUGGAGAGAUUGUAUUCGUCGUGAUCGAGCCAGGUAUUUUUGCAUAUUAUAUGUUUGAUGUUUGGAAAAAUAGUUGGAGAUAUUUGGAAACCCAAGGGCUUCCAAAUGAGGGCUGGAAAGAAUUUAGGGAAAAAAGUUCAAGAUAUAAUUUGUUCUGGGGGCUUGAAGAUGAUGGUGGGAUUCAUGACGACAUUUAUAGUUACGUAGAAAGCCUAUUUUCCUUAGGAAAAAAAUAAGUGCUUUGGACUUGUGGUCAUCUUAAUUCUUUUCCUUCUGAUUGUUUGUUCUAUUAAUUUUCUACAGUUAAUAACAUUCUUUUUUGCAUUUAAAAGGG